Osmerus eperlanus (European smelt) is the source of this 2593-nucleotide messenger RNA. It is a transcript of the gene cbsa, whose product is annotated as cystathionine beta-synthase a. The record is from RefSeq and is a predicted model, not a curated record. Lineage: Eukaryota; Metazoa; Chordata; Actinopteri; Osmeriformes; Osmeridae. Gene Ontology annotation, molecular function: cystathionine beta-synthase activity. Bases 154 to 1923 code for a protein of 589 amino acids. Gene Ontology annotation, cellular component: cytoplasm. The transcript has 15 exons.
UGCCGAAACCUAUCGUAUUCUCUAGCUUAUUGGCCGAUCGUUUUUUUAAUCUUGUCAAAGAUUGGGACAAAUGUUCGUUUUCGUCCUUUGAACGUCCGGUUACUCUGGACCACAGCUCUCGUCACUGGAGCUCAGUCGCACAUUUAGAUAACCAUGCCUUCAAUUCCCUCUUCCAAAGAAAGCACCCUGCCGACUCCCGUUGGCCCUGGGUGUCCUCAUGCUGCCAAGCUGCGAGCACGCACCAAUGGUGAUGUUAAGGGUGUCAAAGUCCUGGACGGCCCCUUCUCUCUGUCCUCCAUGGCUGAGGUAGGGGACGGGGAACUGCCCGUCCAGCUGAACUUGGGAAAGGCAGCUGGCGAGAGGAAGUGGAUCCGCCCUGACCUUCCCAGCAAGUGCACCUGGAGGCUGGGGGUGUCGCACGCCGAUUCCCCCCAUACCCACCCACCAAAGAUUGACCGCCCCAGUAUCCUCCCAGACAUACUGCGCAGGAUCGGAGACACCCCCCUGGUGCGCAUCAACAAGAUCCCCAAAACCUUUGGCCUCAAAUGUGAAAUCCUGGCCAAGUGUGAGUACUUCAACGCGGGCGGCAGUGUGAAGGACAGGAUCAGUCUCCGCAUGGUGGAGGAUGCGGAGAGGGCGGGCCUCCUUAAACCUGGAGACACCAUCAUAGAGCCCACCUCUGGGAACACAGGGAUCGGCCUGGCCCUGGCCUCUGCUGUGAAAGGCUACCGCUGCAUCAUCGUCAUGCCUGAGAAGAUGAGCAUGGAGAAGGUGGAUGUUCUGAGAGCCCUCGGGGCCGAGAUCGUCCGGACGCCCACGAGCGCCCGCUUUGACUCGCCCGAGUCGCACGUGGGCGUGGCUUGGCGUCUGAAAAACGAGAUCCCCAACUCGCACAUCCUGGACCAGUACCGCAAUCCCAGCAACCCCCUGGCCCACUACGACACCACCGCUGAGGAGAUCCUGGAGCAGUGUGAUGGCAAGGUGGACAUGUUGGUGGCAGGUGCUGGCACAGGGGGCACCAUCACUGGCAUCGCCCGCAAACUGAAGGAGCGAUGCCCCAACAUUAAGAUUGUAGGUGUGGACCCUGAGGGCUCCAUUCUGGCCGAACCAGACAAGCUCAACAAGACCGAUAAGACCCAUUACGAGGUGGAGGGCAUUGGAUACGACUUCAUCCCCACCGUGCUGGACAGAUCUGUGGUGGACAGCUGGUACAAGUCCAACGACGAGGACUCUUUCAACAUGUCCCGCAUGCUCAUCAGAGACGAGGGGCUGCUGUGUGGGGGCAGCUCGGGCACAGCCAUGGCCGCGGCGGUCAGGAUGGCCAGGGAGCUGAAGGAGGGCCAGCGCUGCGUGGUCAUCCUGCCCGACUCCAUCCGCAACUACAUGUCCAAGUUCCUGAGUGACAAGUGGAUGUUCCAGAAGGGCUUCCUGAAGGAGGAGCACAUCAUGGUGUCCAAACCCUGGUGGUGGAACCUGAAACUGCAGGGUCUGAACCUGUCGGCCCCCCUGACCGUCCUUCCCACGGUCACCUGUCAGAAGACCAUCAAGAUCCUGAAGGAGAAGGCGUUCGACCAGGCCCCUGUGGUGGACGAGGCUGGUUUGAUCCUGGGCAUGGUGACCCUUGGGAACAUGCUGGCCUCUGUCCUGGCUGGGAAGGUCAAGCCCUCCGACCCUGUCAGCAAGGUGCUCUACAAGCAGUUCAAACAGAUUCGUCUGAAUGACAACCUGGGGAAGUUGUCCAGGAUCCUGGAGACUGACCACUUUGCCCUGGUGGUGCACGAACAGAUCCAGUACCUAACGGACGGCUCCCCCAGUCUGAAGCAGAUGGUGUUCGGCGUGGUUACCGCCAUCGACCUGCUCAACUUCAUCACAGCCCGGGAGAAGAGGGAGAGGUCCAUGUCGGAGUGCUCCAAAGAGCUGUGAGGUGGCGCGCGUGCUGCCUGAACGCUGCACAGGACACACGCAGACACUCGCAGACACACAGGUAGUAGUGCUGUUAUUGGCAGUGCCAAACAGAGGGUAACACCGAUGUGUCAUUAUCCUUCAUUUGCUUUCCUGUCUUAGUUGUCCUUUCUCUGAGUUAAUCUUUGAUUCCUAUAACAAUGAUGUUAUUGUUAUGUAGGGAUUAUAAGAAUACAGCUUUAUACAGAGAAGGCUUAUCCAAUAGGAAUCUUAGCUUUGGUUAUUAAAAAAGCUUGACUGUAGUUUACACAAUAGAGUAUGUUAUGCUGCUUUUAACUGUGAAUUGGAUUAAUUUAGCCAUUUUCUAUCUGUAUUCUCUUAUUUACAUGAGAUUUGCAUCAUAUUCACCAUAUAGCCAUGUGGUAUAAGUUACAUUACACCUAAUGAGUUUGAAGAACAAACCUCGAAAACUUCUAUCUUGUUAACAUUAACUGACUUCAACAUGAACAUCUAUAGAUCUUUUCGGAUGAAGUUAUCGUAUUGUGAUCUGUAGGACUAAAUGGUGCAAGGGUAUUGAGAUCAUGUAGGUUGUCCUGUAUUGAAUGCUGAAUGUAUCGCACAGAAAAGUCUUAUAAUUCACUGUCAAUAAAUGUUGAUUAUUAUGGGAUCAUUAAAUUAUUUUUACGUUUUA